AGUACUUUAUCCAAUUAUUUACAUUUACAUUAGUGUAUUGUUCAUACUAUUUGAAUGGUACAGCAAGUUCUGCAGUUGGAAAAGUGAUCUGGAAAUCAGACAACACUAUUCUGACCUGGCUGUCUAGUGUAGGAUUAGAUGUGCAGUACAUCCUUCCUAGAAAAAGCAAGCUUUGUAGUAUCAUCUUAGUUUCCUUACACCACAGGCUGUUAUUGUAAUGCUCACGCGAUCGGCUGGUGUAUGUCUAGGGGAAAAUUCAUCCGCCCGCCAAACCGCACUUCCCGUAUACAUGGAUGCUGUGAAAUGAACACUAGUAUAAACUCACACACACAAUAUCAAACAGCACACCAUGUACAUUUGCAGAAAACACUUUAUCAAUCUUACUAAAACUAAGUGAUUAAUAGCAAUACAAUAUAUGAAAGAAAAGAAAGGAAAGAAAAGGCGCCAGAACGUAUCAGGGUUCAGUCAAUUAGUGCACAAUCGUUGGAGCUCAACCAUUGAGGUCUUCGGUCCACUAUUCGAUCUUCUCCAACCUCCACGACCCGCAUGCCUGGGACCAACCUCGGUGGUCGACCAGAGCGCAUCCAGCACCGUCCGCCUUCCUCGCGAUCUCCUCUCCAGCUCCCCAAAAGUCCGCCAACAACAGCUCACAGACCCACAAGAAAGAAUAACAUCUAUCCCAAUUGGUAAACAAAUGAACACAAUUCUCAUUAUCAGUAAUUAUAACCCAAACAAGCUGCAAAGGAAAGCACUCUCUCACCAGUUACCAUAACAAAGAAACAUUCCUACUUUUACUUAACAAAGAAGCCAUUUUGAUUAACAUAUGCAGUAACAUAAGAAACCCCUUACAUUAUUCUGUUCUUGAAUGUACUGUAGUUGUGGUGCAAUUGGUUUCAUGAUUUUUGUAACUUAUUUUUCUAGUGUAAGCUAUUAUAGAGGAUAUUGUGCAAGAUGAGAAACCACAAAUCAAAAACUGGCAAUAUGGGUGGGUCAUUGUCUUUUGCCCAGCAGAUUCAGGAAAAUUAAAGAAGAGGAGGUGAAUUAACAAUAUAAAAAUAAAAUUUAAAUAGAACUAUCAUACUGAAGAAUCUAAUCACAUAUAUUAACCUACCUUAUUCUAUCUUCCCACUACCUGGUCAUUGCACCCCACACCCUGCCACCGCUCAAGUCUUACCACUUACUUCCCACUGCAAAGUCCCCCUAAAACAAUUCCUCUAUGCCUACUCUAAAGAAUUGACCAGUGUCAUUUUAGUAGAAACAAUACAACCAAUCCAAGAAAGUCAAUAAACAAAUUUCAAUCCCAAGGCUGCAGUGAGUGACUCACCUUAUGACACCCCAAAGCCUUUCUACUAUCUGCAACACACAUAAGGACAGUGAUGAAAUGCUCUCUCCCUGCCUAGAUAUGCGUAUCUCCAAUGACAUUCAAGAAACCCAACACUCACAGGGCAAAAUAGCUUACGUGGCUGACACUUUAUUUUGCACUGGAAUUAAAACUGGUUUAUUAUUGUCGCAUCUACCCGAGAUCCAGUGAAAAGCUUGUCUUGCAUGCUGUUCAUACAGAUCAGAUCAUUACACAGUGCAUUGACGUACCAGAGGUGAGAACAUAUUAGAUCUGUUAAUGCCAACAUGGUGCUUCCAAGGCUGUCUGCCCCGCCCCACCUUGGAUACUCUGACUACUUACCUAUUAUACUAAUUCCUGCGUACACUGAUUAAAUGGGUCAAGUCAGUUCAAAGGGAGGCAAAGACCUGGCCAGAAAGUGCAACCUCAGCGUUAUAGGACGGUUUGGAAAACACGGACUGGAGCAUGUUCAGGGAGGUGGAUACCUCUGAUCAUCACAUUAACGUUGAUGAAUAUAUGGGAUCUGUGACUGGCUAUACAGAGAAUUGCAUUGAGCGUAUCGCCGUGAUUCUGUGAAGGCAAAUCAGAAGCCAUGGUGAACAGCAGAGAUCUGGGCACUGCUGAGAGACUGGGGUGCUGCCUUCAGUUUGGGGAAUAAAAUGGCUCUUAGGUCAGCAAAAGCUGCACUUUUCCUAUAUCAAGAAGGCAAAACAGGACAAUUCGGAGAGAAUUUACAGCCAUUUCUGUUACACCAGAAAUGCAUGUGGCAGGCAUUCAGGCCAUAACAGAUUACAAGUCCUGCAAUAAUGACAAUGAAACCUCUCUUCCUGAUAGGCUGAAUGACUUUUACGUACAGGUUGAUGACGGAACGAUGUACUGCUGAGGAAGGCCCUCCCUGCACGUGAGGUACAGGCACUCUGACUGGCCACAGAUGAUGGGAGGAAUACCUGAGAUUGCAUCAUUGAAGAAAUGAAAAGGAAAUGAACUAAAGCUAGCAGAUAUGAUUGAAGCUUAUAAAAUUGAAUAAACUCUUAUCUCAUUGUCUCUAAUGUUUUGUGUUUAUCAUGUUGCUGCAAAUUUUAAGUGCACCUGCGCAUACAAGUACUAGUGCAAAACUUGACUUGAACAAAAAUUAACGAGAAAAAAGCUGCCAUUUAACAUGUUGUUAUAAAUCGUAUGGUGGAUGUACUCUCCAAAAUGGGAUUUGGGGAGGGAAUCCGGAAUUGGAUCAAACUGCUCUACAUGGACAUCUGUAGCGCAGUCCAGGUCAAUGGGUGGGAAACAGACAGCUUCCCCAUCAGGUCUGGAGUCAGGCAGGGCUGCCCUCUCUCCCGUCUUGUUCGUGUGCUGCAUAGAACCCUUUGCCAAAGCCAUCAGGAGGGAUGAGGGCCUAACAGGGUGACGCUGCCAGGCAGCAGAGGGACACAAGUCAAAACCUCCCUGUACAUGGACGAUGUCACCGUCUUCUGCUCUGAUUCGAGGUCAGUUCGCAGGCUGAUCAGCAUCUGCGAACAGUUCGAGCAGGCGUCAGGGGCCAGGGUCAACUGCACGAAGAGCGAAGCUAUGCUCUUCGGCAACAGGCCUGACCGAUCCAGCGUCCCCUUCACCAUCAGGGCUGAUCACCUGAAGCUGUUGGGGAUCUGGUUCGGAGGGGCCGAGGUGUGCAACAAGAACUGGCAGAAGUGGACUGCCAAGAUGGAAAAGAAACUGGGGCUGUGGGGAGGGCGCUCCCUAUCGAUAGCAGGCAAGAACCUGGUCAUCAGGUAUGAGGUGCUCUCAGGGCUGCUGUACUUGGUGCAGGUGUGGCCAGUCCCCCGCUCCUUCAGCUCAGAAAUCACCCGAGCCGUCUUCAGAUUCGUCUGGGGAUCCAAGAUGGAGCGGGUCAGACCGACCACCAUACACAAGUCCCUGGACAACGGGGGCAAAAACGUCCCCAAUGUUGCCCUCACCCUGAUGGCCAGCUUCGUGUGUGGCUGCAUCAGGUUGUGUGUGGAUCCCAGGUACGCAGGCACCAAGUACCACUACGUGUCCAGGUUCUACCUGUCGCCCUGGCUGUGAAGGAUGGGUCUGGCCCCUUUCCUGCACAACACCCCUGUCAGCUGGUCGUUGCCGCCAUACCUGUCCUUCGUAGAGAAGUUCUUUCUGGUCAACGCCUUUGACCGCAGGGCCAUCAGGCAGUGGUCAGCACGUAGGGUCCUGCAGGCACUGCAGGAGAAGGACGAGAUGGACACAGUGGGAUGGUUCCCUGAGCAGACUGUCCAGUUCAUCUGGCAAAAUGCCUCAUCGCCAGACCUCACCAACAGGUACCAAGACCUUGCCUGGCUGGCGGUGAGAGGGGCUCUCCCAGUCUGAUCCCUCCUGUACGCCCGGAAUGUUGUCUCCACACCCCUUUGCCCACGGGAGGACUGCAGUGAGGAGGAGUCGGUGACCCACCUCUUUGCACACUGUGGAUUCGCGGAGAAGGUGUGGAGGAAGAUGGAAGGGGCAGUGUCAAGGUUCAUCCCCAGCAGCUGUGUAACAGAGGACUCUCUGAUCUACGGGCUGUUCUCGGGGACGCACACCGAGACCAACAUCCGGUGCUGCUGGCAGAUCAUCAACUCGGUCAAAGAAGCUCUUUGGUCGGCCCGAAACUUGAUGGUCUACCAGCACACGGAGAUGUCCGUGGAGGAAUGCUGCCGACUGCCACAUUCUUGGCUGCAGGAGAACGUGCUGAGGGACGCACUCAAACUUGAUGCAGACACCGCAAGGGCCCAGUGGGGAAGGACCACAGUCUAGGGUUCUUCUCCUGUGGGAGUUGAGGGUUGGGGGGGGUUGGGGGU
Molecule: messenger RNA, 4158 nt
Organism: Hypanus sabinus (Atlantic stingray)
Lineage: Eukaryota; Metazoa; Chordata; Chondrichthyes; Myliobatiformes; Dasyatidae
Product: ADP-ribosylation factor-like protein 6
Exons: 2
Coding region: 2786-3397 (203 amino acids)
Biological process (GO): protein localization to cilium; vesicle-mediated transport; intracellular protein transport
Cellular component (GO): axoneme; cytoplasm
Molecular function (GO): GTPase activity; GTP binding
Source: RefSeq, a predicted model, not a curated record